AUGGAAAUGGUGGCUGCGGAGCGCAACCAUCUCGACACCGCCAAGCUCGUGAACUAUAUUGCGCAGGCGAAGAAGCCGCUCAAGACGGAGCUUUGCGGGAUCCUGAAAUGGGCGUACGAGUUGUCGCCCAAGAGCGAAAGGCAGUAUCCGGCUUGCGUUGCUGUCCUGAAAUGGAUGGACCGGUUGAAGAUCAAACCAGAGUACCGCGUCCAGUUUGAGAUCGUGACCGGUUGGAUUGACAAGGUGUUGGACGCUAUUCGUAAGCGUGCCGGCGCCCAGGUGCAUGCGGAGACGAUUGUGCGCACCCACAAGGACAUAUAUUGCUUGCUCAUGCCCGUUGCCUCCAUCCGUGCUCCGAUCCAGGCCGAUCGGAAGUACGAAACCGUGCCCGAGCACGUCCGUGCUGUGGUGAACUCGUGCGACACCGGGGAGAAGAUGUUCUCUUUCGCGCUCCUCGAGCUCGUGGCCAACACCGUGAGGGACAAGAUCCGCGAACACAUUGAUGUGUUCAUCAAGAAGCCGAUUACGGAGGAGUCGCUGAACGAAUCGACGUUCGCGUUCGCCGCAGAGGUGGAGCUCUUGCCGAAUGUGAGGUUGCUUCUGUUGAAGCGCAAUAUCCUCUUAGACUAUGGCGGCAGCGCCGUGCUUCCGAAGCCGGCGGGCACCAUCCACCAGGAGGUCAAGGCCCGCUUCGUGGCUGCUUGGAAGAGCGUCGCGAGGGCCCAGGGCAAGAUCGUCAAGCUGUGGGGGGAGGAGCACAUAGGCGUAGAGGGGUGCGGCAACGUGGACGUCAAUAUGUGUGGCCCUUGCAACGCCGGCCGUGAGGAGUGGAACAUGGUCGUGGGGGAAAAGGAGCCCGCGAGCGCAGGCGCCGUCAUGAACUUGUCCGAGGAGGUCUACACCAAGAUGAUAGGUUUUGAUCCAGAGUGGGGCACGGAUAUAUGCAUUCUGGAUUCAUCGGCAGGGCAAGGCAGCGAGGCCCGCGUCUGCCAGGCGAUGAAGACUCACUUUGCUUCUGCUGAGCAGGCCACCGCGCCGCAAAAUGUGAUACAUGCCCUGCCCGCCAUGUGCGGCACCGAUUGCUACCAGCUUGCUUCGCGCGCGGCCCACGCCAAACACAGCAUGGGCAAGAUUGUCGACGAGGAAGCGCCUCAGUUGGACACCUUCAAGGACGACCCGCUGGUCUCGGACAUCAUCGACAACUCCCUGCAGUACUUCGCGAGGGAGGAGCAACAGGAGGGCGGCACCGCCACCAAGCUCGACGUCGCCCCCUUGAAAACGUACCAGUAUUUCCUCGAUGACAGCGUGAAGCAAGAUGCCCUGGCCUUGGUCAAGGCCGUGGAGGCGUCCUCUGAGCAGAUCGCCAUCAAGAAGGCCGGCCCCAGGAAGGCCGCCGCCAAAAAGAAGGCGGACAAGGCCAUGGAGGAGGCCAUGGCGAUGUUCACGGGCGGCAAGGCCCUCGCCGACUGCGUGCGGCCGGUCCCGGCCACGGUGGCACUGGCCCCUGGGCGGCGCUGCGCCCGCCAUCCCGACGCGGUCUCCACGAGCUUCCGGUCCGAGCCGACCCAGAUGCAGCCGUCGGGCGGCCGCCAGUACCUGGGGCAGGAGUCGGACCACUCGUCAGGCGACAUCGUCGUGCUGGACGGGAAGGGGCAGGAGGUGCGCGUGCCGGCCGGGCAGAAAAAGGAGUUCGCCGUGCUGCCAGACGCCGGCGGCUGCCUCCUGUGGAGGCCGAUCAGUCUGCCGCCCAACAGCCCAGCUGUCGCGAAGCAGAAGCCGCUUCCCCAGGGGACGAAUUAUGUGGAGGUGCACAACGAGUACGGCGAGACGAUCACGUUCUCCUGCUACACCACGGCGGCGCAUGGCAUAUCGCAGGCCACGCCGCGGCUCGGCAGCGCGGCCGGGUCCGUCAGCGCCCCGCCGCGCCCGGGCGCCGGCGCGGCGGCGUUUCAGGACCCGUCGGCGACUUUGGCCGCGGUCCACGGCUACCUGCAGCAGGAGACACCUAUGCGCAACGCCUGCUUGGCUGGAGGUGCGGCCGUGGUGGUGUACAGCUUCAUCCAAGUCAUCUCGAUCUACAGCAUCCUGGAGAGCAAGAUGCGCUACGUCGUGAGCUGCUACCUGCUGCUCUUCGGCAUGGUGACGUGCUUGACCGAGCUCGACGUGUCGUCGCACUCGAGCAUGGCCGAGAGGACAAAGGUCUGGGUGCACACUUGGGCUUCAGGACUCGAAAAGAUAUGGGGCCGCGGCUUCUUUUACCUCUUCCAGGGCUCCCUGAUGAUGGCCACGCCCGAGUCCCCCGGCGUCGGCAGCCUCAUCGGCGCCUACAUGUGUGUCCUCGGUGUCCUGUGCUUACAGAAGUGGUGCAGGUCGGACGAGUUCCGGCCGCACCUGCAGGAGGACUACAUUCACCUUCCUGCCGACCCGCGCAUGGGCAUGAUGGGGGGGGACGUGAGAAGGGGCGGGCCUUCGCAGAAGGCUCGGAAGUACCCGGGCCUCCUGAGAGCUAGUGGCAGCCUGCUCGGGACGCUCGGCUGCCUGUGUGACUGCUCGGAGCUGUCAGCGCUGUCCAUGGGCACGUUUGCUGCCAUCACGCACAUGGGGUCGGAGCGAGCUGCAUAUCCGACACUGCACCCCGCAUUGGGCAGGAUGGCGGCGCGCUGCGGGCACGCCCGCUGCAGCGUGACGCACUGCGUCGCGGCCUUCGCGUGGCAGAGCACAGCUGCGCGGAUCAUGCUCCGCUGCUGCUCGGGGGAGCUCGUGCGGCUUCGGGGGACGUCGGCGGGUCGCGGCCAGGAGGUUGUGCGCCGGGACUGCGACGAUCUGGCACAGGCUCUGGUCGGCGAGGUGACAAAGGUCCACUGGCUAAAGCUGCUCCUGAUCCUCAUGCCCGGCCUUCUUCCUGGCAGUCUCAAGCAGCGAGUCGAAAAUGCCCUACGCCAACUCGUGCUUGACUCCAUGGGUGGUGGCCAGAGCCUCGGUGAAGGAGCCCUCGUCGCUGUUGCUGUCCUGACGCUGGUACUCCUGGAUCCAGGUGAGAAGCUGCUGGUAGCGCCCUUGGACGGCGGCCCAUUGACCCACGCCCCAAGUUGCCUCGCCGCCGACGGUGGUGAAGGUACGCUGGGGGCCGAGCGGCCGCACACUCGGCAGCGAGAGCGAGACAUGAAGUUGAAGCGAUACCCGCAUUUCUUGUGGCCGCACUGCCACGUCUCAAAAUUGGCGUACGCUCCGUCAUUUGCCAUCGACGCGCCGUGGAAAGUGAAAGCAGAUGUGCAGACGUACAAGACGGGUCCCGUGGGCGCGGCAGCCACGAUGGCGUGGCGGGGCAUGGAGGGUAGGCUGUUCGCGGCGUGGAAUGGCGAGCGCGGCGGUUUCGCGCGCAUCAUCGGUGGCGUCGCAAUUUCCAGGCACGUUCAGAAGAUAGGCCAGGCGCCUCGGCACGCGGGGGCCGCGGCGGCGUCCGCGGGGGGCGCCCAGCCAGCCGCGCCUGACGCGCGACGUCGGCUCCUGGAUCAGGAUUGGGAGGUGUGGAACCUGAUCCGGUGGGACAUCAUCCCGAACUGGCCGAGCAGGAGAUACGACCUGAUCCACAGCAAUUGCAUCCACUUCGCUGAGGAAAUGGUGGAGCUCUUGGGGGUGGAUGCCGUGCCCGCCUGGGUCAAGGGCUUGCACGAGAACGCAGCGGCCCUCCUCAGAGUGCCCUGGCCGCUGUCCCUGAUGUAUGGCAGCGGGGAGAGCGGCGCCGGCGCCGGCGGUGGGGACGGCCUCCCCGAGGGCGCGGCGGGCUCGGCGGGCGGCGGCGAGGCGCGCACGUCGCUCCGCAGGGCCUUCUCGGCCGCCUCGAAGGUGCCCGAGGACGCCCGCGGCGCCGGGUCCCGCCGCGCCCCGCGCGGAGGGCCUCGCAGCGUGGCGCCGCGCCCGGCGUCGCCGACUGCAGCGACGAGGACGCCGACAGCUUCGCCAGCUUCGACGAGGACCUCGCCUAGCAGUCUGAGAGGGCGCGCAGGGCUGGCAAGACCUGCACCCGCGUGUCCACUGCGUCUUGGAGUUUCGGGCUCCCCUGGGCCUCGUUCCCUAUGUAGGGUUCCUUGGGUCACCGCCCCGACUGUAUGGCGUCGGCGUAUCGAUGCAAGUCCUGGACGCAUCGCAGCGCGGCAGGUCGGACGGGGGCCGGCCGAGCAGCGCCGCCGAGCCUCGGCGCGCACCGGCCGCCGGGCGCAGGCCUCGCGUUAGGCCUCCUCGGGCCGGGCCUGGCGCCAGGCCUCCUCUGCCUCCUGCCUCCCCCUCCUCCCCCUCCCCCUCCUCCUCCUCUUUUCUUUCUAUCUCCGUCCUCCUACUUCUGGCGAGUAGGUCGCUGCGCGUUGUUAGAGCCAGCUAGGGAGAUCGCGGGUUUCGCUGUGCGCCUCGUGCCUUGAGGGCAAA
This is a messenger RNA of Prorocentrum cordatum, 4422 nucleotides long. The record is from the annotation of a GenBank genome assembly. NCBI's taxonomy places the organism in Eukaryota, Dinophyceae, Prorocentrales, Prorocentraceae.